AUGGCUGAAGAGAAGACGAUGGCAAAAAAUAACAAGGGCCGAGUAAAGACAAACAACUCAGGGGCAUCUGUAUUGGCUCUCGCCGAUGAUCAGGAGCGGAGCCGGCUCUUUCAAUUGCCUCAAGAGCUCCGAGAUUCGAUCUACGAUCACCUAUUCUUGGAUACAAGAGUAUCUCAUGGUCGGAGACCACUAGGAGAGGUCAAAUGUUUGCGAAUCACUCCCGCUCCGAAUUCCCUUUCGCUGUUGAAGACCUGCCGUCGCGCCAGAGCUGAAAUUGGACACAGCUGGCUCAGCCAGGUCCUGUUCAACUUUGAAGACGUCAAGACCAUGAUGGAAAAGCUGACUGCUGUCCCUCUGAGAACACUCUCCGCGAUCCGCCACUUAUGCGUUCGGGGACACUCUUUGACGCUUUCUUGUCCCGAAAAGAAAAUGUACUACAACCUGGUCCAUGGUUUGAAAUUCCUGCCGGGCUUGCAGCUUGACACGCUGACAGUUCUCAAUCUAUACGGCAACUGCGUCACUUACGAUGUCUUGAAUUCUCUCAUAAAGUAUGGCCAAGGGUGGAGGGAGCUGCGGUACAUCUCACGCCGUUCGGACAUACUUCAAUAUGUGAACGACUUCAUUAUAUUACAAGGAUUUGAUGACUAUAAUCAGCGACGUCAACGCAAGCCACAGCCAGCCAACUGGAUCAGGACUAUGAACAGUCGAGACGGGGCCGCCAAUCAACCUUCUGUCGCUAUCUAUCGGUCUACUCUGCCUGGUACGACUUGCACAGUGAUUAAUGAAGCAACCCGUGUUCGGUUCGAGCAGGAGUGUCCGGAACCAAGCCAAGAGGCACUCUUCGGAGGACGGGCAUGUGCCAGUUGUAUGUCCUCUGGCGAGAAUGCCAAAGAGCUUAUGGUAAUAGUCAGGCGUGGCAACGGCGUUGAUUACCAGGAGAAGCAGCGACCUCCCCUUCUACCGGAAAUAGGUGAUAUCCGCGCAGACUGCCCUGGUAUGACCUGGGAAGAAAUCAGCAAAAAACACUUUGCCCCUCCGUCUGAUUCUGGCAACGCUGACCGUUGUUUUGGUAACGACUCCAGCGAUCACGCUCCGGAAAAGAUGGAUGAGUACAGACACGUUGAGGAGUACGAAUGGACACCGCUAAAAUCCGAAUAUUAA
Molecule: messenger RNA, 1161 nt
Organism: Neoarthrinium moseri
Lineage: Eukaryota; Fungi; Ascomycota; Sordariomycetes; Amphisphaeriales; Apiosporaceae
Exons: 1
Coding region: 1-1161 (386 amino acids)
Source: RefSeq, a predicted model, not a curated record